Molecule: messenger RNA, 3613 nt
Organism: Anopheles coustani
Lineage: Eukaryota; Metazoa; Arthropoda; Insecta; Diptera; Culicidae
Gene: Fmr1
Product: fragile X messenger ribonucleoprotein 1 homolog
Exons: 13
Coding region: 88-2622 (844 amino acids)
Biological process (GO): regulation of modification of synaptic structure; regulation of translation at postsynapse, modulating synaptic transmission; anterograde axonal transport
Cellular component (GO): postsynaptic density; axon; dendritic spine
Molecular function (GO): protein homodimerization activity; translation regulator activity; mRNA 3'-UTR binding
Source: RefSeq, a predicted model, not a curated record
GAGCGACUGAAAACCCGGAGCGCGUGAGCCGAAGAAUCGCCGUCGUAGAAAGAGGGAAAAUUUAUAUUCACAGUAUAUAAAUCCAAAAUGGACGAACUAGCGGUCGAAGUUUGCGGUGACAAUGGUGCCCACUAUAAGGGUAUCGUCACCGACGUGUUCGACGAUGGAGUCAUGGUGGAGUUCGAAAACGACUGGCAGGAGGAGUCCAAGUUCCAUUUCAACCAAGUGCGGCUACCACCGAGCGAGAGCUUCGACAUCUACGUCGAGCGGAUGGAGGUGGAGGUGUUCUCCCGGUCCCACGAAAACGAAGCGUGCGGGUGGUGGCGGGCGGUGAUUAAGAUGAUGAAGGGAGAGUUCCUCGUCGUGGAAUACCUGGGCUGGGAUCACAGCUACACGGAGAUCGUGCACACGGACCGCAUCCGUGCGAUUAAUCCCAAUCCACCAAUCAAUGAGAAAACCUUCCACCGGUUCGAGAUCGAGGUGCCGGAGGAUGUGCGAGAAUACGCUAAAAUUGACGGUGUUCACAAGGAGUUCCAAAAGACCAUUCAGGCGGCCGUCUGUCGGUACGUACCCGAACGUGGUGUAUUACGGGUAAUCUCGCGAUCGGAAGGGACGCAGCGCCGGGCCACCAUGAUCCAGGAAAUGUACUUUCGAAAUCUGAAUCAAAAGGUCAUGCUACUCAAACGCACCGAGGAGGCAGCGAGACAAUUAGAGUCUACCAAAUUGCAGAAUUCAGGCGGAUUUUCGGACGAAUUCAAGGUGCGAGAAGAUUUGAUCGGGCUCGCCAUCGGCGCGCACGGCGGAAACAUCCAGGCGGCGCGUAAACUUGACGGUGUGCUGAACAUCGAGCUCGAGGAAAACAGCUGUACCUUUAAAAUUUCCGGCGAUUCCAGCGAAGCGGUGAAAAAGGCGCGCGCGAUGCUAGAGUACAGUGAGGAGUCGUUGCAGGUUCCACGGAACUUGGUAGGGAAGGUUAUCGGCAAGAACGGUCGCAUCAUACAGGAGAUCGUAGACAAGAGUGGUGUCGUGCGCGUGAAGAUUGAAGGCGACAACGAACCAGAACCGAGCAUACCGCGGGAAGAAGGCCAGGUACCGUUUGUGUUCGUCGGUACCGUCGAAUCCAUAGCGAAUGCCAAAGUGUUGCUGGAGUAUCAUUUAGUGCACUUGAAGGAAGUAGAACUAUUACGCCAGGAAAAGCUUGAAAUAGACCAACAGCUGCGCGCCAUCCAGGGUUCCAGUAUGGGCUCGAUGCAGAGCUUCUCGAUGAACCGGCGAAUGGAUCGAACGUACAACAGCAACAACGACUCGGACGCCGGAUCUCGAUCGAAUCGCGGAGGAAUGCGUGGCCGUGGCGGGAGGGGCGGUCGUGGAACCAACCAGCGAUACUCCGCUCGUCGUGGCAACGAGAAUGAGGAAGACUUUGGUGUAAGAGCCGACGGACGGGAUCAGCGUGGUGGAGGCAGCAGCUAUAUGGACACGCGCAACAACCGCACCACCCGAGGUUACAGCGAAAAACGAGCCGGUCCUGGUGGUGGUACGGGCUCUAGCGUAGUUGCACCGUUGCCCGGGAACGGUAGCACCACUGUUCCUCCGGCUGCAGGCACAGCUGUCAGCGGAAGCGCGGGCGGCAACAGUGGCGCCAAGCGGAACGAACGCAGCGAACGUCACGACCGAAACGAGCGUCACGAACGCGGCGAGCGCCAUGACCGCACCGAUAGAACCGAACGGAACGAACGCAGCAAAAUGCAAUCGCAUCCGCCAGCGAGCAAUCAGCAGCUAGCGCCGACGGCUUCGACACAUCCGCAGACGCAGCCCCCCGCACAACCGACUAACGCGGCCAGCGCUACGGCUGGCCAGGAAGCGAGUGCUGCCGGUAAUCGGGAUAAGGCACGGGAUGCGCGCAACGUGCCGAACGAUGUUAACGCACCGUGGGACAGCUGGGGCGACGAGGCCUGGGAGCGAAGCGGAAACGCGGAACGUGAAAGCAACUCUUCCAACGACGGCGCACAGCAACGGACCCGGCGACGAUCGAAAAAUCCAUCUCAUAAAGCAAAUGGAAACGCACCGUCAUCGAAGAACAACUCAAACAACACUGUAAACUCCUCCGGAGCCCAGCAUGAGAGUGUAACCAACAAUGGACCGAAUAGCAAGCAGCCGCAGGUGGCACCGCCACACGCACAGCCAAACAUGAAUCAUCCACCGGUGGCCAACAGUAGUGCGACCGCCAACGGUACCAGUGCAAGCGCGACUGGAACUGGAGCGUCCGGAACUACUCCGGCGGUGGCAGCAAAUGCGUCUUCCUCCGCCAAGGGACCGCGCGAAUCUAGCGCGCGCCAUCGCGGUGGUCGCGGUGGUGUAGGUGCGGGCGGCAGCGGCGGUGGAGGAGGCAAGCAUAAGCAAGCGCAGCAGCAGUCCCAUCCCCAUCCCACCCAGGCGCAUCAUCAGUCACAGGCGCCGCAAAGCCAACCGGCAGCCGGCGGUGGCGGCGGUGUCGGGGCGAGCUCGAAAAUGAACGCUGCUGGCGGCGGAAGUUCUGCCACCGGAAGUGCACCGGCUGCGUCGGUGGUGGUGGUGGAGAAGGCGGCGGGCGGCAAGGAUGCGCUGCUGAAUGGGUCCGCCUAGACAAAGGGCGCUAGUUGGACUGCCAUUUCCAAUUCUGCCUGGCCGGACUCGGAUAGCGGAGCGAGGAGGAGGAGGUAUAUGCUUGUACAAACCAAACCGGAACAGAAACAUACCGCAAUCUAAUACACUGCUACCGCCAGCAACUCCAGCAGAAAGUAGCGGCGCGCCAGAUGCAUACAAGGGCAGUAGGGUAGGGUAGGGUAUAGAUGAUAAUGGUACACGUGUGCGUGGUAGCAGCUUGAUUCUACAACGUUAAAUUCGUUUUCCCUCCCCAUGGCGAACCAUGCAAGGUACGGGCGCAUUCGACGUCGGCCGUACUUCCAAACGACUGGCGCGUUAAAAGGGCGUAACUCAUCCACUAGCUGCAUAUAUGCUCUUUAUCAAGCAUUCGUUCGAUCGAGCAAUGCGAUCAAAUAGGAUUAUUGGAAGCUGGAAGCUGGACCAUUUCUACGUUUAAAACAGAUCAUUAUGCACCUUCGCAAACCGAAGCAAACGCACUUCAUCAUAACGUUCGUUUAUUGUAGAUCGCGAGCGGGGGAGCAAUUCAAACGUUUCCCGCGCAGCGCGCUUUGAUCGCCCUUUCUAAAAACAGGAAUGGGUUUUGAGUGAUUUUUUCUUGUUCGUCGUCAUCGCUAAAUCAUGUGCAACAAAGUAUGUAAUAGUUUUUCUAAGUGUAAGUGAAAAUAAUGUUUACAGGGUUAGACUGCCGGGCCACUGUUUUCUCGAGCAGAUUUACUCAAUAAUUUGCCAACUCAAUGCAUAACGAACGGCCCAACCCUCUCUUUUGCUUUUCCGACCGACGGUCUAUUGCAUAUUGCCGUGCAAACCGAUGUCGACAUUUUAAAAACGCGGUUUUCGCAGUUGAAACGCUCCUAGUUAAAGCAAUUCGUUAAGGUUUUGCGCGCAGAAACAGGUUUAUAUGAGCGAAGGUGAACAUUCAUCGUGAGAUCAUUAUUAGUUGUAACCCAACCCUGUGCUGCUUCGUAUUGGA